UUCAGCAUCUUCUUGACUGCCAUCCUGGGCCUUCCCGAAGCUUUGAUCCCUGUCCAGUUGCUUUGGGUGAACCUGGUGACUGAUGGGCUGCCAGCUACGGCCCUCGGCUUUAAUCCUCCUGACCUUGACAUCAUGGAUAAAUUGCCCCGGAAUCCUAGAGAACCUCUCAUUAGCGGGUGGUUGUUCUUCCGCUACCUUGCAAUUGGAGUUUAUGUUGGGUUUGCAACUGUAGGUGCAGCUACUUGGUGGUUCUUGUAUGAUGCUGAAGGACCUCAUGUUACCUUUCACCAACUGAGGAACUUCAUGAGAUGCACAGAAGACAACCCCAUCUUUGAAGGCAUUGAUUGUGAAAUCUUCGAAUCCCGUUAUCCAACCACCAUGGCACUCUCCGUGCUGGUGACAAUUGAGAUGUGCAACGCACUCAACAGUGUGUCUGAAAACCAGUCGCUGCUCAGGAUGCCUCCCUGGCUGAACAUCUGGCUCCUAGGAGCCAUUGUUAUUUCUAUGGCUCUGCAUUUCCUGAUUCUGUACGUGAAGCCAUUCCCUCUGAUCUUUCAGGUGAUCCCACUUAGCUGGCCUCAAUGGGAGAAAGUGCUGCAAAUCUCUUUGCCAGUUAUCCUGCUGGAUGAAGGCUUGAAGUAUCUCUCCCGUAACCAUUUAGAUGGUGAGUGCCCUUGCAGCGGGAUUCCCCGUCAGCUUCGUGGCUUGUUAAUUGUGUUGCUGUAAGGCACAGCUUGGAUUGCAAAAGUAGAAGAGACAGUAUAAAAUAAAUACCAAAACCCAAAUCUUCCUGAUUUAAU
Messenger RNA from Thamnophis sirtalis, 800 nucleotides. The record is from RefSeq and is a predicted model, not a curated record. Lineage: Eukaryota; Metazoa; Chordata; Lepidosauria; Squamata; Natricidae.